GCGAUCCAAACUCCCGGUGUCUCAUUUGUUUGGCGCCUCCUGGUUUCCCAGGGGUCCUCUCUUUGGGCUCCUGGUUGAGAAGCUGCGGUUUGCUAGAUUUGUCUUGUUUUGCAUUUCCUGCAAUUAUCCCCACAUCUUAUGCCAAUUGGUACGAGAACACAAAGUGAGAAAAGAAGCGGGAUCCUGAAUUCUUUUGCUCCCACAGCCACUCCAGCAGACAAGGAUGGCCUCUCGCAGAGCCUUGGCUCCUACAGCAGCCACCGGGGUAGAACUUCUUGGGAAACCAAAGUAAAUUAAAGGAGGACCCGAUUCUGGAACGUUAUUUUAAAGGCCACAAAGCUGCGAUCACCUCCGCGGACUUCAGCCCCAACUGCAAACAACUUGCUACUGCUUCCUGGGACACUUUUCUCAUGCUAUGGAACUUCAAGCCACAGGCUAGAGCUUACAGAUAUGUGGGUCACAAGGAUGUUGUAACCAGCGUGCAGUUCUCUCCACAAGGAAACUUAAUAGCCUCCGCCUCCCGAGACAGGACUGUGAGACUCUGGGUUCCUGACAGGAAGGGGAAAUCUUCAGAACUUAAAGCACACACGGCCCCAGUUCGAAGUGUGGACUUUUCAGCUGAUGGCCAGUUACUAGUGACAGCGUCUGAAGACAAAUCCAUCAAAGUGUGGAACAUGUACCGUCAGCGCUUCCUCUACUCCCUGUACCGACACACACACUGGGUGCGCUGUGCCAAGAUCUUUGUCUGCCUGUUUACGUGCCUGUUUCCGAUACGCCUUUUCUAUGUCCUCAGAUUCUCACCUGAUAAAAGAUUGAUCGUGUCCUGUAGUGAGGAUAAAACUGUUAAAAUCUGGGAUACUGCAAGUAAGCAGUGUGUUAAUAACUUCUCAGAUUCUGUAGGAUUUGCAAAUUUUGUUGACUUUAACCCUACUGGAACAUGCAUAGCUUCAGCAGGCUCUGAUCACACUGUUAAAAUCUGGGAUAUAAGAGUGAACAAAUUACUCCAGCACUAUCAAGUUCACAGCGGCGGUGUGAACUGUCUGUCAUUCCAUCCUUUGGGUAACAGCCUCGUCACUGCCUCUUCUGAUGGAACACUUAAGAUUCUGGAUCUUCUAGAGGGAAGACUCAUAUACACACUUCAAGGACAUACGGGACCUGUCUUUACUGUUUCGUUUUCGAAGGAUGGAGAGCUGUUUGCAUCAGGCGGUGCAGAUACGCAGGUCUUGCUGUGGAAAACUAACUUCACUCAGUUACACUGUAAAGAUCCUAGAAGAAACCUGAAAAGGUUGCACUUUGAGUCCUCGCCACACCUUCUUGACAUCUAUCCACGGUCCCCACAUGCCCACCAAGAUAACAAGGGCACUGUUGAAAUUAAUCCAAAACUUGAGGUAAUGGAUCUGAAGAGUUCUUCUCCCCCUGUUGUAGAUGUCAUUUCAUUUGAUUCAACCACGACAACAGAUUCCUCCCAUCAAGUUGUGCCAGACAAGGGUGAAGACAUCUGUUCGUAUUUCCUGAACCCUUCCUUAUUGCCAGAAUGUUCAUCCUCAACCGUGAAAAAGAAAGUGGAAGACUUAAGUGACCCGCCCUCUGAAAGCCAGAGAAGCGUACCUCUUGCCGUGACUGAUGCUCUGGAGCAUAUUAUGGAACAGCUCAAUGUUUUAACACAGACUGUUUCAAUUCUGGAGCAGCGCCUGACUUUGACAGAAGAUAAGCUAAAAGACUGCCUUGAAAAUCAGCAAAAGCUUUACAAUGUCAUCCAGCAGAGAAGUUGACCAGGAAAGUGUGUGAGCAACAGGCCAAUAAAUGAAGAAAUGUUCUCACUCGGGAAGGCGGCAAGGCAUCCCACACCCCCCACCAUACUAGUUUCCGUGUUUCUUCAGAGGGUGAGCCAUAGAAUGAAAGGGUCAAGUCAUUUUUAAGGACUGGCUUAAACACGUAAAUCAAUGUCAAGGAUCAAUUUAAGCUCCUUCUAGGUAUGAUUGCAGUAAGAAAGUUAUGAACAUUUAAAUUACCCCAUUCCCUUCCACCCCAUAUUAUUUGAAAUGUCAGUUUUUAUUUAAUAUGCAAAUGCCCACCAGGAAAGUAAGCAGAUCUCUAGACUUUAUUGUUAAAUCAUUUCAGAUUGACCAUGUUCAGGCAAUUCCUGAAGGUAGUUAGUGUAUUUCUUAGGUGAACAGCACCCUGGAGGUGAAAUCAUUCACUGCUCUCAAAUAGCACCUGAAAUGUAAAAAAAAGUGUAAUUGAGCUGGCUCAUAUUUCUUUCAGGUCCACAAAAGAACUACACUUUUCUAAUGCCUUGAAAAGAUGGUCCCUCAGAAUUCUCCCAGAAUAAUCUUAUCUCAAUUAGCAACAGUGCUCACUGACAGCAGGGCUUUUCCUUGUCUGGUAGUAAUGGGUACCAUGCAAAGCUCUUCUGUUACAGGUGAGCCCUGAGUGGUCUGGGUCAUACUAAACGUGUGCUCACAGUUUGUACAGCUUGUGUGAUUUCAGUGUGCCAAAAGCCAAAUGAUGAAAAGCAGAUGUAGCUAUACAUGAAUCACAUAUGCCAUUGCUUAGGGUGAAGCUGGUGGCUGAAUAAGUGCAUUUUUAUUUAGAAAAUAAUUUGUACUGUCUAUUUUAUUUUGAUGAAUUGUGAUUUGAAAUGAAAACAAGUUAGGCAUUCUAAAGAUCUUGGUUACAAGUUAAGAAUGUUUUUUUAUCUUGAACAAAAUGGAAAUCAAAGUAAAAAAGAGGCAAUUUCAAGGCAGCUGGUUUUGGGCAUGAAGAAUGAAGGCCAGACACGUCUGUGUAGCAGGCACAAGUGCUAUCUGUGUACUGAAAAAGAAGAACUGAAGUGGGAAUGCAGACAUUUUUCUCCCACUAGCUUCAGUUAUAUGCCUAUGAGCUGUAUAAAACUGUAUACUGUAAAUGCCUUUUCUGUCCUCUAAGUGUGGCCGUCUAGACAUUUUCACAAGCUCACAGAACUAAGUGGCCGUGUAUUUUUAUACCUCCACUGAGAAAAUUACAAAAACAUGAAAUGUAAUACCAACUUUUAUUUACUCUUUUUAUGCUUCAAACAAUAAAGAUACUUCUCUUUUUAAAGAACAAUAA
Molecule: messenger RNA, 3090 nt
Organism: Meriones unguiculatus (Mongolian gerbil)
Lineage: Eukaryota; Metazoa; Chordata; Mammalia; Rodentia; Muridae
Gene: Poc1b
Product: POC1 centriolar protein B
Exons: 13
Coding region: 411-1772 (453 amino acids)
Biological process (GO): cilium assembly
Cellular component (GO): ciliary basal body; centriole
Molecular function (GO): protein binding
Source: RefSeq, a predicted model, not a curated record